AAACAGUCCCUGUGAGGGCUCUGGAGACAGGGAGGAGACCGAGCUGCCCACAACCGGGUUGGGUUGCGGCUCCACACAGCUGCUGACCCUGUCCUUCCCACCUCUGCACAGCGAGAAACAGGCCUUGGUGAUGCUGGAGGCCCCGCCCCUGGUGCUGGUCGCUGUCUCUGUGAGCCUGGCCCUGCUGGCGCUUGUGGCACUGCUGGUGCUGCGCUUCUGGGGCUUCUGUGUCAUCUCCUGGAACGUGUUUGUCCAGGAGCCCGUGUACAACCUGCUCAUGGGGGACACCAAGGAACAGCGCAUUCUGCGCCAUGUACUGCAGCAUGCGGAGGCCGGGAACCCGCAGAGCGUGCUAGAGGCCAUCGACACCUACUGCUCGCAGAAGGAAUGGGCCAUGAACGUGGGUGACAAGAAAGGCCAGAUUGUGGACACUGUGGUACAGGAGUACCAGCCCUCCGUGCUGCUGGAGCUGGGGGCAUACUGCGGUUACUCGGCCGUGCGCAUGGCUCGCCUACUGUCACCCGGUGCCAGGCUGAUCACCAUCGAGCUCAACCCGGACUAUGCUGCCAUCACCCAGCAAAUGGUGGAGUUUGCAGGCCUGCAGGACAGGGUAACUGUUGUGAUUGGGGCAUCCCAGGAUGUCAUCCCCCAGCUGAAGAAGAAAUAUGAUGUGGACACACUGGACAUGGUCUUCCUUGACCACUGGAAGGACCGAUACCUGCCAGACACACUCCUCCUCGAGGAAUAUGGCUUAUUGCGGAAAGGGACAGUGCUGCUGGCUGACAACGUGAUCUGCCCAGGCACGCCAGACUUCCUGGCACAUGUGCGUGGAAGUGACCGCUUCGAGUGCACACACUACUCCUCGUACCUGGAGUAUGCCAAGGUGGUGGACGGCCUGGAGAAGGCCAUCUACGUGGGCCCAGGAAGCCCAACACAGCCUUGACUGCCUACUCUGCUCUGGCUCCCUUGCCAACUGUGGUUCUGACAGUUGCAGUGGGUGCUUCUACUAAUCACACUUCUGCAGUUCUGGGGUCUGGACCCUGCCCAAAGCUCCAGACUGUUCUUUUUUAACACUCAUGACCUCUUUACUAAAAUCUAUUAGCUGUAAUCUUCUUACAAGCCAGUAUCAUGUUUUACAAUAUAAAAAUUAAAGAUCUAAAUGUUUAGAUAUAAGAAA
Nycticebus coucang (slow loris) is the source of this 1177-nucleotide messenger RNA. RefSeq names its product catechol-O-methyltransferase (gene COMT). Gene Ontology annotation, molecular function: magnesium ion binding; catechol O-methyltransferase activity. The transcript is spliced from 5 exons. NCBI's taxonomy places the organism in Eukaryota, Metazoa, Chordata, Mammalia, Primates, Lorisidae. Gene Ontology annotation, biological process: dopamine metabolic process; catecholamine catabolic process; developmental process. Gene Ontology annotation, cellular component: axon; membrane; dendrite. Bases 131 to 943 code for a protein of 270 amino acids. The record is from RefSeq and is a predicted model, not a curated record.